AUUUAGAAAAGGGAAAAAAAUAGGUUGGUAAUGGAAGGGCGUUGAAAGCUACCUGUAUUUCCUUUUGUGGCUGUGGACGGUUUCCCACCGGAAUCAAUAAAAAAUCUAUACAAAACACAGCUCGGGUACCAGCCACAGAAAACGGCCACCUGAACCGCUCCCUCCAAUCCUCUCCCUAACAACCCGAAACAGAUGCUGCGCGCGUGUUCCCGUUUUAGAGCUCUACACCGCUCUACCCUUUUUCUAUCUCUACGUGCUCACUGUUUCCCAGCCGGACAAGUAUACUCGACAGACUUCUGGACUGAACUAUCUGACAUCCUUAAGAGGGAUAAACGGAGGGUAGUGGAGUUUGUGAAAAAGAGGGCUAUGGGCUCUUCCACGGAAUGUUUUUCUGUUCGCGGCAAGGCUCUUCGAAAGAGUGGUGGCCGGGUGUGCGGAGACCUAACCCAACCCCAGGGUUAUGACGAAGCUUAAUAGCCUUUUUAUCUCCCACCCACCACAUAUUCUAAGGGAUGGUAGCGUCUGAGACGCGCUUUGUUUGGCGGUUAGUUCAGAUCUAAUGCCUGGUCGGAGGAGCUCGAGCUCGGGCGGUUUUCGCUGCGGCGCAAGGGGAGACCUGGGGUGUGAAAAAUGAAUAAUAAUGAUAUUAAGAUUUAUGAAAAUGAAAUCCAGUCUUUGGAAGAAGAAAUUAAGAUGUUAACAGAAGAAUAUGAAUGUAGUCUACAUGGAUCUUUUGCUUAUUCUGAUGGGGAGAUAAUGAAAGCUAUGAAAUCAUUUAAAGGAAAAUCUCAAGAAGACUUAAGGCACUAUGAAUUUUCUCCAGACUUAAAAACUCAGCUUGACUUCUUAGAGUCUGAUCUCUUCUUCAUGAUGAAAUUUACAGGCAUUUGCUUCACACAUUGUUCUAGAAAACCUGUGGAGAAAAGUACCGGUGGAACUAGAACUACACAUAAAUACAGGCUAUCAGGAAAUUGCCAUUCAGUGUCCUUUCAGUUGGAAUUUCAACUCAUGGAAGAAAAUCAGGCAAAAGAAGAAGACGUUCAUAUCAAACAGUGUAACAAAAAUGUUUCAGCUGUUGUUACGGACCUUAGCAUUGUGAUAGAAUCAGACAAAUAUUUGGAUUUAAGCAAGCUUGUAUCAAGAGUUGAAGAGAGUGGGAAUCUCUUGCUUUUCUUCAAAUGUCUCUCCUAUUUCACUGAGUGGUGUGAUCAUCGGAAACGCACUUUGACCCAUUUCAAGAACAAGUAUCCUGAUGUUGUAGUACUUCCCGAAGGAUCAUCAGGAGAUUACAUGAUCUUAAGAAGUCCUAACCUUCCUGGACUUGAGUUAAUGAUUGUUUGGAAGAUACAUGUAGAUGAAGAAGGAAACGUUACACCAGUCUUGGAUCUCCUCAACAAAAUACCAAUGUCAGUGGUGGAAGCUAACAAGUUUGCAUCAGAUGCUCCGCAUUGCUUCAGAAGUCUACUGCAUGUGCUUGGAAUACAAGCAUGCAUUGAAACACUGAUCAAGUCACUUUGCAAUGAUAAAUGAAUACCAGGACAAUAAAAUAUGCAUCUAUAGUUU
Zootoca vivipara (common lizard) is the source of this 1563-nucleotide messenger RNA. RefSeq names its product centromere protein P (gene CENPP). The record is from RefSeq and is a predicted model, not a curated record. Lineage: Eukaryota; Metazoa; Chordata; Lepidosauria; Squamata; Lacertidae. Gene Ontology annotation, biological process: CENP-A containing chromatin assembly. Gene Ontology annotation, cellular component: nucleus; chromosome, centromeric region.